Myzus persicae (green peach aphid) is the source of this 2022-nucleotide messenger RNA. Its product is annotated as zinc finger MYM-type protein 1-like. NCBI's taxonomy places the organism in Eukaryota, Metazoa, Arthropoda, Insecta, Hemiptera, Aphididae. Bases 1 to 2022 code for a protein of 673 amino acids. The record is from RefSeq and is a predicted model, not a curated record. The transcript is spliced from 4 exons.
AUGUGUGCCAGUACAUCCACUGUAGAACCUGAUGAUAAAGAAACAAAUAAUUGUCCAUCAUCCGAUGACGUCUGUAGUAUAACUAAUCAAUUUAAACUUGAUGCUAGUUCUAACAUUUUACAAAAACUCCAGUUUAUUGAAAAAAUCAACCCUAAUCAACCUCCACGAUUAACCAAUGUACCGUGGGUUUUGCAUAGAGUUUAUAAUAGAAUUGAUAGUAAUGGAAAAAGUGUCCCGAGAAAGUGGAUUACAGUUGAGUGUAUUAACUAUGAUGUAAAAGCCAUUUAUUGCACAAUAUGUAUAGCAUUUAGUAUAUCAAACAGUACAAGUAAUUUUUGCAAUGGUUGCACUAAUUUUAAAAAUAUAUAUGCUGCUAUUGAGUCCCAUGAAAUUAGUAAAGGACAUUCAUUAGCUGUAGAAGCAUACUUUUCAGCAAGUAAUGAAAAUAGUAUAGACUUUGUUGUGAGCAGAGAUAUGAUGAACCAUAGAAAAGAGCAAGUGAUGGAACGCAUUCAUAUUUUGGAACAAGUAUUUGAUAUAAUAAAAUUUAUUGGGAAACAAAAUCUAUCAUAUCGAGGAUCAUCGGAAACAUUAUGUGAUAUAGAAAAUUCAAAUUUUAACCAUGGAAACUUUUUGGAACUUUUAAAGUUUACCGCAAAACGUGAUAUGGUGUUAAAUAAAUAUUUGACUGCUGCUAUUCAACGCAGUAAACAGCGAAAACAACAUGUGGAAUUAAAUUCAAAAGGUAGAGGUGCGUUAAUAACUUUAUUAUCUAAAACUACAGUUAACAAAGUAAUAGAUGCCAUACUAUUAACCAUGAGAAAAACAAUAAAGAAUGAAUUGGGUGAUCGUCAGUUUAGUAUACAGGUAGAUAGUACUCAAGACAUAGGUACCAUUGAUCAGGCAGCUAUUUGUUUACGCUAUGUUUCUAACUCUCAAAUAAAAGAACGGCUAUUUAGUGUAGUACAAGUAAAAACAUCAUCAGGAAAAGGACUGUAUGAAUUACUCAAAGAAUGUUUCUCUCAAAACGACAUUAAUUUUAAAAAUAUUAUUGGAUCAUCUUUUGAUGGAGCUGCUAACAUGCAGGGCGAGUUCAAUGGAUUGCGUGCUUUUAUAAAACAAGAAAAUCAAAAUAGUGUGUACAUUUGGUGUUAUGCACAUAUUUUAAACUUAUGUGUUUGUGACACAUGCGAAAAUUUGGCAGCUAAAAAUUUAUUUGGUUUAUUAAAUAGAUUGGCAACUUUUUUUUCUGAUUCAUACAAAAAGAUGGGUGUGUGGAAAGAAAUUCAAGAAAAACUUACAACCGGUCAAAACAAACUGAAAAAAUUACAGAAAAUAGGUGAAACUCGUUGGUGGUCCCGCGAAAAGGCAUUACUAUGGAUGUUUGACGGAAAUGACUGUUUAUAUCCUAUAGUGAUAAAUGCAUUGGAUUUUGUGGCAACAUCAAAAACUUUUGACCCAAAAUCUAUUUCCGAAGCCAAUUCAUUAAAAGAAAAGUUGUGUCAAUUUAAUAUUAUAGUAACAGCUCAUUUAUUUCUUCCAAUUUUCAAAAGUAUUGGCCCUACUUCAACAUACCUACAAUCAAAGAAUUUGGAUAUAUUGAAUGCUUUUUUAAUGGUGGAUAAGUGUAUUUCUGACAUAAAGAUAUUUAUUGAGAAUGAUUUUCCUAAAACCAGAAGAAGAAUAAAAAAACUUAUGUUUGAUGAAGUUUAUGACGAUGAAGCACCAACAGAUCCAAAACAUAAAUUUCGAGUAGAAGUUUUUCAAUGUAUCAUCGACCAAUUGCGAACGAGCCUAACUGAAAGAUUUACUAACAAUAAAAGUUUGGUUGCAGAUAUGCAAUAUUUAUUGCCAAAACAUUAUAAUGAUAUAAGAAAUAAAUUAAUUCCUAAAUCAGCAUUACAAAAGUUAUCACUAUUAUCAUCUGUUGAUCACUCAAAAUUAAUUGACGAACUUGAACACUUUGCUGGAAUUUAUGAUAAAAUUUCUAAACCAUUAUAUAAAAAAACUGUUGAUAUCUAA